Molecule: messenger RNA, 680 nt
Organism: Daucus carota subsp. sativus
Lineage: Eukaryota; Viridiplantae; Streptophyta; Magnoliopsida; Apiales; Apiaceae
Product: signal peptidase complex-like protein DTM1
Exons: 2
Coding region: 31-465 (144 amino acids)
Biological process (GO): anther wall tapetum development
Cellular component (GO): signal peptidase complex; endoplasmic reticulum membrane
Source: RefSeq, a predicted model, not a curated record
AUAGAAAAAAGCAGUUGAGAAAGGGUUUUAAUGCAUCUCCAACUAACUGCUGCCAUGGGCAUUAAAAAGACAGGCAGGCAGCUAGCGGGUAGUCCCAAUAUAUUCGUGAUGGCUAACGACGCUGUUUUCCGGUCCUCACUGAUAUGUUUGGCAGUGGUGAUAUUAGGAGUUGGAUUAUACACACAGUCGGCGAAGAAAAUGAUGGGAACCUAUGUGUUGGGUAUGCUUGGUGUGUGUGGAAUUCUGUUACCGGAUUGGGAUUACUUUGAUCGUCCUAUAUCUCACUGGUGUUCUCCUAUUACGCUUAAAAAAACCACUCAUGAUUCAGCUGCCGCACCCUCACCCUCCUCCUCCUCCUCCUCUACUACAAGGUUUAAGGUGUAUCCUAUCAGACUCAUGAUUUACGCAUUAAUAUACACUUAUGCUUUUUACAAGUGGUGGAUGUGGAUCUUUAUAUCAAACUAGUGCUGCCUUGUCAUCAAUAUUGUGUUGUUGUAGCAAUUCAGCAUCUCCUUUUCUUUCAGCUCCUCCUCAGCUUGUUGUAAUUUGUAAACAUAUACUGUAACCAAGUCACAGUAUACACAAAGUUUCCGUUGAUUUAUCCACCAUAACAUAGACGACACGGUUUUUGUUGUUCCCUCUGGAAUUGUAAUAUACAGCGCUCCCUCUGUUUUUUUUCA